AUGGGUGUUCCGAAGUUCUUCCGCUGGCUGAGUGAGCGGUAUCCAUCAAUCUCGAUGCUCAUCGCAGAGAGCCGGAUACCCGAAUUCGACAGCCUAUACCUCGACAUGAACGGUAUUAUUCACAAUUGCACGCAUAGUGAUAGCGAUUCCCCGACGUUUCGCAUGACGGAAGAUCAAAUGUUCAUCGCCAUCUUCAAUUACAUUGAACAUCUAUUUGGCAAGAUUAAGCCCAAGAAGCUGUUUUACAUGGCAGUAGAUGGUGUCGCACCUCGCGCUAAGAUGAAUCAACAACGUGCCCGUCGUUUCCGUACAGCUCUGGAUGCAGAGACCGCAAAGGAGAAGGCUAUUCAGCAGGGCCUCGAGAUGCCCAAGGAAGAUGCUUUUGACAGCAACUGCAUCACUCCGGGUACCGAGUUCAUGCAAAAAUUGACGAAACAACUCAAAUACUUCAUCAACAAGAAAAUCUCAGAGGAUACGGAUUGGCAAGGCGUGGAAAUUGUGCUCUCUGGCCACGAAGUCCCAGGAGAAGGCGAGCACAAGAUUAUGGAAUACAUUCGCUGCUCGAAAGCGCAGCCCGACUACGAAUCCAAUGUCCGCCAUUGUCUUUACGGUCUGGAUGCCGACUUGAUCAUGUUGGGUCUUCUCAGCCAUGACCCUCACUUCUGCCUUCUUCGAGAGGAAGUGACCUUUGGUCGCCAAGUGUCGAAGAAGCCUAAAGAACUUGAACAUCAAAACUUUUAUCUUUUGCAUCUGAGCAUGGUCCGGGAAUAUCUGGAGUUAGAAUUCCAAGAGCUAGAACAAGAAGGUGUUCUGGGUUUCCCAUUUGAUAUGGAGCGUGUUAUUGAUGAUUUCAUUCUGAUGGCCUUUUUCGUUGGUAACGACUUUUUGCCGAACCUGCCAAAUUUACAUAUCAACGAGGGUGCCCUUGCCCUUAUGUUUAAGCUCUACAAGGAGGUGCUGCCGAAGAUGGGCGGCUACAUCAAUGAGCAGGGUGUCAUCAACGUGCAACGGUUGGGCAUGCUUGUGACUGCUCUAAGCGCCGUGGAAUAUCGAUUCUUCGAGGCAGAAAACUCCGAUGCUCAGUGGUUGAAAUCAAAGAAGGGCGCAAGCCUUGAUUCACUCUCGCAACAGAAGCCGAAAGAGCUUACUCUCACCCCUUCCCAGAAGGAGAUCCUCAAGACGGUCAAGAAGUACGUUUUGAACCGGUCUGACAAGGCUUCCGGGCCUUUGGACCUCCCUGCUACCCUCACGGCUCGUGAUCGUACCUUCGUUGAACAGCUUGCGGAUGAGCUCCGGCUGUCCUGGUCUUCCCUCGACAAUGAGAAUGGUGAUCGGUUCAUGAGGCUCUCGUUGCCUCAGACCCAAAGCGAUAGCGAUGACGAGGAAGAAGAUGAGGAGGCAUCGGUGGCUGUACAGCGUAUCAUUCGAAAAUAUGAGAAAGCCAAAGUUCAGGAAAUGACAGCCGAGGAAGCGCAGAAGGCUGCACAAGAGAAAUAUGAUGCUAAGUUCCUCGAGUGGAAAGAUAAUUAUUAUCGGACCAAGUUCGGCUGGGGCCUUGACAACAAGGAGGAAAUGAAGAAGCUGGCGCAGAACUAUGUGCAAGGAUUACAGUGGGUCUUAUACUAUUACUACCGUGGUAUUGCAUCGUGGCCCUGGUUCUUCCAGUACCACUAUGCUCCUAUGAUCUCUGCUGACGAUGGAACAGAUGUGAAUGAUGGCCUUGGCGCAGACAUGGAUUUCAAAUUAGGACAGCCUUUCCGGCCUUUCGAUCAACUCAUGGGUGUCUUGCCCGAUCGUAGUAAGAAAAUUGUGCCUACUGCCUAUUGGGAUCUGAUGACCUCGGCCGAAUCCCCUAUCUAUGACUUUUACCCUCGUGAUUUCGAUCUCGACAUGAACGGGAAAAAGAUGGAGUGGGAAGCCGUCGUCAAGAUCCCAUUCAUUGACGAAAAGAGGCUGUUAGCGGCGCUCAAAACGAAAGAAAACCAACUCAGCGCGGAUGAGAAAGCCAGAAACGACUUUGGGGCAUCACUUAAAUUCACCUACUCUCCAGAUGUGAACUUCGUUUACCCGUCUUCAAUGCCUGGCGUGUUCCCAGACCUUCCGAACUGUCGUUGUAUCGAGAACCUCUUUGACCUCCCUGUCAUGGAUGGGCUGGUGCCUUACGCUGGCUUGAUGGAUGGCGUGCAUCUAGGCGAGGCAGCUCUUGCCGGCUUCCCUAGUAUCAAGACAUUGCCGCACCACGGUCAACUAGGUUUCCAUGGAGUCUGCGUAUUCCAGCAAGACAGCCGCAAUGAGAGUCAAGUUGUUACACUACUCGACCCGGGAAGUCGGUCGAGCAUUGAAGUAGCCAAGAAGAAGCUUGGGAAGCGUGUCCAUGUGGGCUACCCCUUCCUCCAGGAGGCUCUCGUGGUUCGUGUCUCGGAUGAGCUAUUUGAUUAUAUCCUCCCUCCAGGAGAACAACACCCUGUAUCCAUCCCCCACACCCCUCAGCAAAUCGAACAGUGGAAAAGGAAGGCCAAUAAGAUUGAGAGUGUCUACAGCAAACGCCUUGCAAUCAUUAUCGGAGACGUGGAAUCAUUGGUUCACAUUCAACUCCUCAAGGGAAUGACCAAGACAGAUGAUGGUGCCACUAUCAAAGAAUUCGCUGAGAUUCCCGGCCAAGAGACGGACUACGCUCUCCAGGUGGUUGUCGAUGAUGUGAUUAAUCCCGACCAGCGUUUCAUUGAACGGGAAGCUGUCGCCAUCGAGGAGGAAUUCCCCGAGGGUUCUCGUGCCUUCUUCUUGGGUGAUUUCAAUUAUGGAAGACCUGUGCAUGUUGGGGGACAUGAAGAUGGAAAAGUGAAUGGAUUGAUCGCGGCCGUGAAAGGCCGGGAGCCAGAAUUCGGUCGAGAGCGUGUCAGAGUCGCUGAGCAGCUUUGUCCCUACAUGCCUUCGUACGCUGUGGCACGCAGCCUUCGCCUUAAUCCUUUGGUGUUAGCUAAGAUCACAUCUUCCUUUACUGUCGAUAUCGAGGGCCAGCGUGCGAACCUUGGUCUGAACCUGAAGUUCCAAGCAAAGCAACAGAAGGUUCUUGGAUACUCCCGUCGCGGAGAAUCUGGCUGGGAAUUCAGCCAGAAAGCAGUGGAAUUGAUUCAGCAGUACAUGAUCAACUUCCCCGAGUUCAUUGCUGGCAUCCAGCGCAACCCUCAGAGCGACCGUUAUUCCCCAACUGAUUUCUAUCCCGAGGAAACUGCUGCGCUCAAGAUGAAGGAAAUCAAAGACUGGCUGAAAUCUGCAGAAGCCAAGAACUUCGAUAGAGUGCCUCUCGAUGCUGAGCAACUUGAUUCGGAUAUUGUGAUGUUGAUUGAGCAGGAUGCCGAUGGUCUCAAUCUGUCCCAGCCAGACAUGCAACCGAAGAAGGUUCGGGGUGUACCCCGAAGCGCCCUUCUUCGUCCUGCCGAUGUUGAGCACCGUCUCGGAAACCAAACCUUCAAGCUUGGCGAGCGAGUUGUGUAUGCCCAAGAUUCUGGCAAGGUUCCAAUUGCUACACGUGGUACUGUCGUCGGUCUCACCAGAACCCCGCGAACCCUUCUGCUUGAUGUUGUCUUUGAUGUGUCGUUCAUGAGUGGCACGACACUCGGCGGUCGUUGCUCGCCUUUCCGUGGCCAAACUGUUCUAGCUUCCUCCGUUCUCAACAUUUCCAACCGACAGCUCAUCACCAGCUCCCGCGCUGCGGCCAGUCAGCAAACUCAGCAGACGCAAACCCCGUUGACUGUUGCCGGGUACGGUGCCCCCUCUGGUCCUCACGGACAGGGACAACUGAGAAAUGCAGCCCCUCCCCCGCCCUUGAGAGGCUCUUUCCGAGGAGCAGUUUCCGGACAGGGUAAUGGAAGCGGCCGUGGAGGCCGUGGAGGUCUUAACAACGGGCAACAAACCACUCUUCCGUUCCGUCCCCACACCAACGGUGGCGGUAUUCCCCGUGGGCCUCGUAAUGGUCGUGGAGGUGGCCGUGGCGGAUACAUCCCAAUGGAAAACGGCGAUCCCAAUGAAGGUGUGAUCCAAAACAACCCCAACUUCCGUCCCCAAAACUACAAUAACGUCCCGCCGCCGCAAGGCAUGGAUCGAGGACGUGGUCGUGGCCGCGGUCGUGGUAAUGGAUUCCGUGGUAGAGGAGGCCGUGGGCGAGGUGCGCCCCAAACCAAUACCCAGUGA
Penicillium paradoxum is the source of this 4191-nucleotide messenger RNA. Its product is annotated as chromatin-binding exonuclease XRN1. Gene Ontology annotation, molecular function: 5'-3' RNA exonuclease activity; RNA binding. Lineage: Eukaryota; Fungi; Ascomycota; Eurotiomycetes; Eurotiales; Aspergillaceae. Gene Ontology annotation, biological process: nuclear-transcribed mRNA catabolic process; rRNA catabolic process. The transcript has 2 exons. Gene Ontology annotation, cellular component: nucleus. The coding region runs from base 1 to 4191 and encodes 1396 amino acids. The record is from RefSeq and is a predicted model, not a curated record.